AUGACCAAAGCGUGGAGGGAGAAGAGGGCCUAUAUCACGAGGCUCUACAUCCACGAGAACAAGACCCUGAACCAGGUCAAGGCGAUCAUGGAGGAGGACCACGACUUCAAGGCCUCGACGAGAUCAUACCGCCAACAGUUCGACAAGUGGGGCCUGGCCAAGUACAACUGCAAGAAACGAACUGCGCGUCGCCGGAGCCAAGACAGCGGUGGUCAUCAACAACACCAGCAUCACAGCACCGGCGGCGGCGGCGGAGGAGCAGGAGGAGAAGUAGUAGGAGAAGACAUGGCCUCUGACCUAUACGCCACGGAUCCGGACAUCUGCGGCCAUCCCAUGAGCCCGCAGAGCGUUGGCAGUAGCAGUCUCGGUUCCGAGCCGGCUGUGGACGGCGGCAUGGUUGACAUGAUGGAUCUUUCCGGCGCGACCGCCAACUCGCACGCUCACAGGGCUCCAUACACGGCGGGGAGCUGGCCGCAGCCGCAGCUCCCGUACAUGGAACAGGCCGUCCGACAGCAGCAUCAAAGUGUCUCGUACCCCCAGUACCCCCAGCAACAACAGAUACAACGGCAGCAGCAGCAGCGUCGGCGGCCGUCAUGGGACCAACAGGUGACGGCGCAGAGCCCCUACGGCACGCUGCCCAGCCCGCCCGCGGACCUCCACAGUGGUGGCUUUUCUUACUACGCGGCCAUAUUCCCCGACGAGGACUCGGGCACGUCCCCGAAUGUCGUCCUCCACCCUGAUCUUCGCCGUCAGAACAGCUACGCUCAGCAGCACCAGUACCAGCGGGCGGCGCAUGUGUACUCCUCGGCGCGGGCCCCGGCGCCGAUGAUGCCCGAGAGGCGGGAGAGCGUCCCGUACUACGGCGGCGUUCCCUGUGGUGUCCGUCAGCAGGGUCAGCAGUGA
Colletotrichum higginsianum IMI 349063 is the source of this 903-nucleotide messenger RNA. RefSeq lists its product as uncharacterized. Bases 1 to 903 code for a protein of 300 amino acids. The transcript is spliced from 2 exons. The record is from RefSeq and is a predicted model, not a curated record. Lineage: Eukaryota; Fungi; Ascomycota; Sordariomycetes; Glomerellales; Glomerellaceae.